CGGCGGCGGAGCCUUCACGGGCGCUCACCGGACGAACCCAACAACACUAUGAGGAGGUACAGUCCCCCACACCGUAGUCCCCCAAGGAGGGGAUAUGGCGGCAGCCCCCCACGGGGCCGUAGCCCCCCGAGGAGAGGAUAUGGAGGCAGCCCCCCACGGGGCCGCAGCCCCCCGAGGAGGGGAUAUGGUGGCAGAGGAAGAAGUCCCCCUAGGAGGGGUGGAUAUGGAGGACGGAAGGAGCAGGGAUCCGGGAGUCUCUUGGUCCGCAACAUCCCAUUAAGCGCCAGAGCGGAGGAUCUUCGUGUUCCCUUUGAAAGGUUUGGUCCCGUUAGGGAUGUUUACUUGCCAAAGGAUUAUUACAGCGGGGAGCCGCGAGGGUUUGCGUUUGUGGAGUUUGUCGACCCUUAUGAUGCCUCUGAGGCCCAAUAUCACAUGAAUCGCCAGGUAUUUUUUGGCCGGGAGAUAACGGUCGUGCUUGCUGCUGAGUCGCGGAAAAGGCCAGAGGAUAUGCGUACUAGAACUAGAGUCAGGGGGUAUUCUGGAGGUGGUCAUGAAGGCCGCCGUUCGUCUCACCAUGGGAGAUCUCGUUCGCGUUCACGCUCAUUCUCCCCUGGCCCUCGUGGCGGUGGCCGUGCUCGGUCAAGGUCAUACUCUCCUGCUCCUAGAAGGCGAGAUGACUACUCUGCUUCACCACGGGGAAGGGAUUCUCACCGCACAAAAUCUCCUGUGCGUCAUCCAAAAGAGCAUGGAGAAGACAAGCGGAAAUCCUAUUCUCCUGCUGGUGGGGAAGGUGACCAACGUGAUGCUGAUAAUGGUUAUGAUAAGAGGUCACCAGCCCCAGACAGUGAUGGUUCCCCUUCACGCCGUAGGGCAGCCAGGCCAGCUUCAGGUUCACCUCCAGGAUCCCGCUCUAGGUCCCCUGAGGCCUCCCCCGCCCACAGUGACUGAUAAGAAGUUGCCACCAGCUGCAGUUCUUAUUUCGUGCCUCUGUCUAGCUUCUACCGUUAUCAGACCCUGUUUGGUUCCAGUAAAACCCUUUGUGUGUGUUGUAUUGAGUGUAGCUGUCUGUCAUAGACCUUUAGCCUGUUCUAUGCUGGCUUUGUUGCUGUUGUACGGUUGAACCUUAUUACCUUUUA
Molecule: messenger RNA, 1136 nt
Organism: Lolium rigidum
Lineage: Eukaryota; Viridiplantae; Streptophyta; Magnoliopsida; Poales; Poaceae
Product: serine/arginine-rich SC35-like splicing factor SCL30
Exons: 8
Coding region: 49-948 (299 amino acids)
Biological process (GO): mRNA splicing, via spliceosome
Cellular component (GO): cytoplasm; nuclear speck
Molecular function (GO): RNA binding
Source: RefSeq, a predicted model, not a curated record